CUGGUGUGUCGGGUCACACGUGAUAGUGGUCUCGCUGGCGCUUGUUGAUGAUGUCGCCGCGGUGCCCCAAGGAAGGAUUGGCCGAGGCUGGUCUCGCAGUGAUGAUUCCCGGGAGCAAGGCGGAAGCGUACGGGACGCCGUAGGGCGGAGGCGGGAGAGGCGAGGGUCGCGAUGAGUGGGCUCGGCCGGCUCUUCGGGAGGGAGAAGAAGGAGAGGGGGCCAACCCCUGAAGAGGCAAUACAGAAACUGAAGGAGACGGAGAAGAUAUUGAUCAAGAAACAGGAAUUUCUGGAGCAGAAGAUUGAACAGGAGCUACAAACUGCCAAGAAGCAUGGGACCAAGAAUAAGAGAGCCGCCCUACAGGCUUUGCGGAGGAAGAAAAGGUUGGAACAGCAGCUGGCACAAACCGACGGGACAUUAUCCACCCUGGAGUUUCAGCGUGAGGCCAUUGAGAAUGCCACCACCAAUGCAGAAGUGCUUCGUACCAUGGAGCUUGCUGCCCAAGGCAUGAAGAAGGCCUACCAGGACAUGGACAUUGACAAGGUGGAUGAACUGAUGGCUGACAUCACAGAACAACAGGAGGUGGCCCAGCAGAUCUCAGAUGCCAUUUCUCGACCCUUGGGAUUUGGAGACGAUGUGGAUGAGGAUGAACUGUUGGAGGAGCUAGAGGAGCUGGAGCAGGAGGAAUUGGCCCGAGAGUUGUUACAUGUGGGCGACAAGGAGGAGGAGCCCCCAGUCACACUGCCCUGUGUACCCUCUACACAUCUUCCUGCAGGGCCAGCUCCCAAAACGGAUGAAGAUGAAGAAGCACUAAAGCAGUUGGCUGAGUGGGUGUCCUGAUGAGUCUGGGCUUGUCUACCUGACGCUGCCUUCAUUGUUCUCUUUUCCUUAAGUGCCAAAUGCUAAGCUAAAGGAACAUGGCCUUGUUGGGAGGUCCUGCUGAGGGUGGUAGUGUGACCCUGCCUGAGAAAAGGGUCUGUCGCCCUCGCAUCCCUGGCUCAACCCUGAAGAAGGAUCUUGGUGCAGGAGGAGCCCCUGGGCUCCCUUUGAUAGCAGUUACAGUGCCCUCGUUCGCAAUAAAAUUGGGCGGAUGGAACCCUAGUGCUUA
Balaenoptera acutorostrata (minke whale) is the source of this 1108-nucleotide messenger RNA. It is a transcript of the gene CHMP4A, whose product is annotated as charged multivesicular body protein 4A. NCBI's taxonomy places the organism in Eukaryota, Metazoa, Chordata, Mammalia, Artiodactyla, Balaenopteridae. Bases 172 to 840 code for a protein of 222 amino acids. Gene Ontology annotation, biological process: vesicle budding from membrane; late endosome to vacuole transport via multivesicular body sorting pathway. The record is from RefSeq and is a predicted model, not a curated record. The transcript has 6 exons. Gene Ontology annotation, cellular component: cytoplasmic side of plasma membrane; ESCRT III complex; multivesicular body.